AUGCUUGAAAUUGAAUUAUGUCUUCGUGGAAAUAAAAGCAAAAGUUGUGGAUCCGAUAAAAUUCCAUUCAUAUUCUUACAAAACCUACCUUCUAGUGGCAAAAUUCUUUUACUACGUCUCUACAACCUAAUUUGGGAAACAGGCUUAAUCCCAAUUAAAUGGAAAAAUGCAAUCAUCACACCCAUACCAAAAAAUAAUCAAAACAGCUUCAAACCUACUGGAUAUCGACCAAUAUCGGUACUCUGCAGCAUGAGUAAGUUAUUAGAAAAAAUCAUCUACAACCGUCUAAGUUGGUACGCGACUCAUCAUAAACUCCUCUCACCAUGCCAACAUGGUUUUAGAAAACACCACUCAACCACCGACUGCCAUGUAAAAAUUGAAACCGAAGUCUUAGAAACCUUUGCUAAUAAACAAUCAAUGAUACUAAUAAGUCUCGAUCUACAAAAGGCAUACGACACUGUUUGGCGACAUAGAGUAAUCAAUUUACUUAAGAAUUGGAACAUACAUGGAAACAUGCUAAUUUUUCUAAACAACUUCUUAAACCAACGAUCCUUUCAAGUCAAAAUCAGAGAUCAAACAUCUAAUACAUUUAUGUUAGAAAAUGGGGUGCCUCAAGGUUCUCCACUCAGUAUUUUUUUAUUUCAAACAGCAAUUAACAACUUGCCCAACAUCAUUACAAAUCCUGCAAAAUCAAUCAUUUUUGCAGACGACACUUACAUAUAUAUUCGAGGCACGCAAAUUUCUGUAAUGACCGGAACACUCCAAAAAUGCCUCAAUGACCUGUUUGAAUGGUGCUUCAAAGCCGGUUUCAUUUUUUCGCCUCUAAAGACAAAAUGUAUUUUAUUUUCAAAUAAAAGGAAACUAACGAAACCAAAACUCUUUCUUGGUACAUCUCGUCUACCCUUUGUUGAAGAUAUUUCAAUACUUGGUCUCACUUUCGACAAAAAGCUUUCUUGGAAAUCCCAUAUCUUGUCGCUCAAAAAAAAUUCAUACAAAAGCCUUAAUGUCAUCAAAUCAUUAAGUCAUUGUGAAUGGGGUGCUGAAGGAACCAUAUUAUUAAAUGUAUAUAGAUCACUUGUUAGAUCCAAACUCGAUUAUGGUUCAAUUUGUUAUGGAAACUCAGAAUCAAAGCUCUUACAAACUGUAGAUACAAUCCACAAUGCCGGACUGAGACUUUCAAUUGGAGCAUUCAAGAGCAGCCCGAUAGUUAGUUUGUUAUCCUUGACUGGUGAACCCUCACUUCAGUACCGAAGAACUAAAUUAUCACUUAAUUAUAUAGCUCGCAUCUUAUCUUCACCGGAAAAUUCAACCAUUCACUUUUUAAACAGAAAACGGUUUUCAAAAAUAUAUGAACUCAAUUCUAUACUAAGAAGACCUUUAGGGUUAAGGCUACAAAAAGAGAUGAUGGAUAUCAACAUUGAAAUUAAUGAAAUAUGUCAACGCGAAAGCAGUCAGAUUCCCACCUGGAAACAACCAAAUUACCUAGUUGACACAAGCCUAUCAGAGCACCUUAAAAAAGAAACACCAAAUACUAUUUAUAAUAACCUAUUUAAUGAACUAAUACACACUUCAAAUACCAGAACUCAGAUCUAUACUGAUGCAUCUAAAACCGAAAUGGGCAUAGGACUUGCAGUAGUACACCUCAAUACAACUAAACAGUACAAACUCAAUAAAUUAAGCAGUAUUUAUUCAGCUGAAUACUUAGCACUAUUGAAAGGAGUUCAAUUAGCCCUAGAUAUCAAUAAUACUAAAAUUGACAUAUGUUCUGACUCACUUAGUGCCUUAACAAACCUACAAUCCAAAACCUUAUCAGAACCAUUGGCUCUUUCAAUUAGCAAUCUUCUUUCCAAAUCAACCAAAGAAAUCAGAUUUAUAUGGACCCCAGGUCACUGUUCCAUAAAGGGAAAUGAGAUGGCAGACGAAGCGGCGAGAAAUGCAGUUAAUAGUCCUGACAGUGAAAUUAUUCCUUUUUCCUCACUCGUAGACAUAAAAAGAAAUAUAAACAAAUACUGUACUGAUCUGUGGAACUCACAGUGGCAUACGACCACGGAAAAUAAAUUAAGAGAAAUUAAGCACUCUGUCGAACUCUGGCCGAAAUACACUGAUCUUAACAGAAAGAAUGAAGUAAUUCUUAAUCGACUCAGAAUCGGUCAUACGAAACUCACACACGGACAUCUUAUGGCAAAGAAAGAUCCACCUCUAUGCCCAACAUGCAAUACAAACUACUCCAUCAAACAUAUCAUCAUCUACUGCCCAAACUUCAACGAAGCAAGAAAAGAUCUCAACAUCCCAGACAACCUGUACGAAGCAAUUGGAAUAAAUUUGCAACGCAAAUGGAAAAGUUUACGCGAUUGUUUUUCUAGAGAAUUAGGCAGAGUUAAAAAACUUAAAUCCGGGUCUGAAACUUCCAGAAAAAAUCCCUAUGUCUUUUACAAUCAGUUAUUAUUUCUAAAACCAAUCAUCCAGAAUAAAUCAACAGAAACAAAUAUAAUGCCAGAUGCUGAUGAAAGUGGAGAUGAUUUAGGAGGUCCUUCUACUAGUCAAGUAUCAAAUAGUGAACCUAGUUCUAAGAAGAAAAAAACUACCUCUAUAAAUUCAUUGGAAAAAGAAAUAAUUGACGCAUUACAUAAAAGUGUUGAGCUUCGAGAAGAACAGACCAAAAAAUACAAGGAAGACGCUGAUAGAUUGUUUUUGUUAUCUUUGUUAAAACCUUUAAAAGAAAUACCUGAACACUUGCGUUUUUCAGUUAAAAUGGAUUUAAUGAAAAUAAUAAAUAAUGCUCAAAUCAAUUCACACUCAGCUUCUUUAACUUUAUCUCAUCCUCAACAACACAACUUCGGUAAUCAAAAUGUAAUGCCUUACAUUAAUCAAGAUUUAAAUACGGGCCCUAGGUCUGUGUAUCUACCUAACCAACUACACUCAGAUCCAAAUUAUCAAAGGGCAUUACAAAAUCAACUAAUUACUCAAAGAAGACCUACAUCUACAAUACAGCCAUAUUCAAGUAACACAACUCCAUUGCCUUCACCAAACACCUACACUUCUACUGACAAUUCUUCGGACUCAUAUAUUCAGACCGACAUAUUCAAUUAA
Molecule: messenger RNA, 3090 nt
Organism: Myzus persicae (green peach aphid)
Lineage: Eukaryota; Metazoa; Arthropoda; Insecta; Hemiptera; Aphididae
Exons: 2
Coding region: 1-3090 (1029 amino acids)
Molecular function (GO): RNA-DNA hybrid ribonuclease activity; DNA binding
Source: RefSeq, a predicted model, not a curated record